AUGAUGGAAUUGCGCUACUCUCCGUACCAGCGGAAGAAAAGCUCGAGAAAGGCGAAAGCAACAACUGAAACUGGUGUACGAUCCCGUCAUGAAGUGCUUCAUUGGACUCCAGACGAAGAUUCCUUGCUUCGUGAUGGCGUUUGUCAGUUUGGGGGCAAAAACUGGAAAGCAAUCUCGGGUCGCAUUGAGCGUCGGUCGUCAGAGGAGUGUAGUAAGCGAUGGGCCACCCUACAAGGUCUUGACACUGUCGUGAAGCGACCUUGGAGUGAAGAAGAGGACAUGAAAAUGCUGCACCUGGUGGGAAAAUAUGGAGCAAGCAAAUGGUCUGUAAUUGCUUCAUACCUGAAAGACCGAAAUGGAAAACAAUGCCGCGAAAGAUGGCACAAUCAGUUGAAUCCAGCUAUCAAGAAAACGCCUUGGACCGAGGAGGAGGAUGCGAUUAUCCUGCGUUUGCAGGCGCAACUUGGCAAUUGCUGGGCGAAGAUUACUGCUGCGUUGCCAGGCAGAACGGAUAACAGCGUGAAGAACCAUUGGCACUCUUCGCUAAGGACGUUAGGGAAGUCCGCGGGUGGCAGUGACGCAUCUUCGCAAAGACAUUUAGCAAACCCCAAGCGUUGCAAGUCGAAGAAGAAACCCCGCAAGGCGAAGACAACGAAAAAGGAGCAGGAAAAGUUGCGAAGCGAUGGUCUUGCUGCUUGUGAUCAUGUUGCGCGUGAUGCAGCUCCGGCUUGUGCUACGGACGAUGUGGCGGCUACGAUUGAAGCUCAUGUGACUCCUUCUGAUACUUCGCCUACGAUCUUGCCUGCUGAUUCUUUCGCGAGUCCAGUUGUUGGUUGUGCUGGUGCUAUGGUUGCUCCUGGUGAUGACUAUGGGCUUCUCUCUCCUGAAUCCGUAUCAGAUGUGAAUAAUUUUGACCUGUACAUGUACUCGUGUGCCCAAACGAUUAAGGAAGAUGUGAUAAAAGCACAAGCUGUGAUCGACAACAUCUUGGAUCCAAUGGGAAUGGGUGGAUAUAGUGGCAACAGUUCGACUCAACAGUGUGGUCCAGAUCCAUGCGGUGAUGAGAAGAUAUUGAGCCAGUCUUUUCAGCAUUCGCUGGCAACGUGGCACGCAAAUGACGAUAACUUUUGUCGCUCUGCAAGCAGUGAUUUGUUGUCAGACCCCACGUCGGCGGCGCAACCUUCUUUUGGUCUGGAUGAGCUGAUAUUGGACUCACUGCAUGAUGUAUGUGGUGGCGAGUUGCAGGCUAAAACGGAUUCGAUUUCAAACGCACCUUCAGGUGUAGUUGCCCAAGCAAAUCAGCGUUCGAUGAACGCGACAGAGUGGGGAACGUGUAAUACGUCGUCAUCUCCUACUGUUGAUACGGCAGGCUCGACGUUUGCAUCCACUCCUACGUACAUGACGCCGAAUUUGUCGCCUAUCGAUGAGACAAUCGAUCAGAUAGACGACACGUUAUUUCUGAUCAAGGAUGAACCGACAGUUAAUGUCGACGAGACGUUGUUCCUGCCCAAGGAAGAAGUACUAAGUGAUUCCAUGACGUGUAUGGUACCAAGUGUGGAGUUCAACUUCUCGGAGGGAAUUCCUGGUGGUGCUACAUUUUCAUCCCUGCUCGACGUGGAAAUGUAA
Messenger RNA from Peronospora farinosa, 1626 nucleotides. Lineage: Eukaryota; Oomycota; Peronosporomycetes; Peronosporales; Peronosporaceae. The record is from the annotation of a GenBank genome assembly.